GAGCCAGCACAUCCCCUUCAGUGUAACGCGGCGCUGUGUGAGAGCACCACUAUCACUGCUCUCUCCUCUCUGGGUUUCUCUCUCCUAUUGUCCACCGACACUUUCUCACCUUCUCUCUGAUUUUCUCCCGCUCCCUCUCUUUUUCUCUUCUCUUGGUCCCUCUGCUUGCCCCUCCUCUCUCUUUGCUUUUCCUCCCUCCUCUUUCUCUAUCUCUGUGAUUCUGUCCCACAGGCAGAGAUAGGAUCUGUUCCACACAGCAUCAGCCUCACCAAGAGCCCAGACCCUGUACAGUAGCUCAGGCUGACUUGUGCCAACCCCAGAAGGAACAUCAGUGGGUGGAUGCUUGAAAGAGCCAGCGCUAGGGAGUUAAUACCACUCAGUGCUGGUGGAGGUGUGACACAGUGCAGCCCACUACACAUUGAUUCACACAGGAUUAAGCCACUGCAUGAUGCUUCAGGCGGAAGGCUUGGUGCAGGUGAUUUACUGUCCCUGUCAGACUUAACAUCUUUGGAAGCUUCGUCUGGCUUGUUCCUGUCUUCUGUGGAAGGACUAGCAAAAAAGGAUCUGCCUCUGGACCACCCAAAUCACCCAAAGGGAUGACUGGCAGUCAUCUUGCUCAGGAGUAAGAGAGGAAGCAAUGGACUGGACUAUGACUCUAAAAGAUGACUUUGGGGUCAUUGCCUGGACACGGCAAGCUGGGAACUACCUCAGUCUCUUCCUCCUUUUGUCUCUCUUUUCCAUUCCAGUCCAUUCAGACAUUGUGUUUCCUAAAGACCACCAUUUCUCAUGGAGAGCAGGCCAGUGGGGUCAGUGUAUUGGGGAGGAGUGUGGUUCUGGUGGGGUUCAAACAAGGACAAUAUGGUGCAUCCACAUGGAAGGCUGGACUACCCACCACUCUCAUUGCCAGCACAUGGACAAGCCAGAAAGCCAGAGGCAGUGCUUUAAGGUCUGCGACUGGCAUCAGAAUCUCUUUGAGUGGGAGGUGUCUGACUGGGGAAGCUGUGUUUUUGUCCCUUUCUUUUCCAAUGAGCUCAAGCUGAGGACAGCUGAGUGCAUUACAGCACAGCACGGCAUCCAGAGGCGCAAAGUCCACUGUGUACGCACUUCAAAUCGAACCACAGUCACCUCGAGGAUAUGUGAGUUCUUUUCCCAGAAACCCCCAGUGGAGCAGGCUUGCCUCAUCCCCUGCCCCCAGGACUGUGUGGUUUCAGACUUCACGUCUUGGUCAGGCUGCAGCAAAACCUGUGGUGCUGGCUUGCAGCACCGGACUCGACAUGUCCUGGCCACGCCAAUGUAUGGAGGGGCAAACUGUCCCAACCUUACUGAGACCAGGACUUGUUCUCACCCUGUCGACUGCCCUGCUGGGGAGGGUGAGUACCAGUACAGCCUUAAAGUAGGAGCCUGGAGUGAGUGCCGGCUACCCCAUCACAAGGACGCCCUGUUGAGUGGAAGGACCACAGUGGACUUCAGCACCAGCUCUAACGAGAACAACACGGUCACAUUGCACACACUGGCUGUGAACCAGCACUCCCAUCACAACCACCACCAACACCACCACCACGCUCAUGUACACAAGUACCCUAUGUCAUGGGAACUGGAGGUUGGGUACCAGACACGACAUGUCCGCUGCACACGCAGUGACGGCAAGAAUGCUAUGCUGAGUCUCUGUACCAAGGACAACUCACCCCUGACCUUCCAGGCAUGUGCGAUGCCCAAAGACUGUCAGACAUCUGAUUGGUCGCUGUGGAGUCCCUGCUCCAAGACCUGCCGGUCCACCGACCUGUCUCCUGGUUACCGUCUCCGGUCACGGAUCAUGACACAGAUCCCAGUUAGUGGGGGGAAGCGAUGCCCUGCCCUUGAGGAAAAAGAAGCAUGCAACAUCAUAGGAGAUUUACUUCCAAACUGCCCUAGAUACGUGUGGAGGACCACUGACUGGGGUGAAUGCCGCAUCCUCCCCUUACUCAACCAGCAGGACCGAAGGCUGGCCAACAUCAGUGUUCUGUGUGGCGGGGGGAUCCAGACCAGGAAAACCUACUGUGUUCAAGUCCCUGAUGACUCAGCACCGCAUCACAGGAAGGAGGUGUCCAGGCCAGUGAAUGCCAGGCUGUGUGAUGGUGAAGAGCCUCCACUGGCAGUCCAGCGCUGCUCUGUUCCCUGCCAGCACCACUGCUUGCUCUCUCAGUGGUCACCCUGGGGUGCCUGCCUACAUGACAACUGCAAAGAACCACAGGGGAGGAAAGGUUUCAGACAGAGGAGGAGAGAAGUGUUGUGGGAGUCCAGUAGUACUCUGGGGACUUGCCCUCAUCUGACGGAGUUCAUCCCGUGUGAGGAUCCCGCCUGCUACCGUUGGCAGGUCCGACAAGAGGGACGAUGCGUUCCCACCGAAGGCUCCUGUGGUCCUGGAAUUGCGGUACAGAACGUGACCUGUGUCGGCGCUAAAGGAGAAGAUGUGCCCAGCGACCUCUGUGCAGAUGACCCUCCUCUCUCAGAAGAGGCCUGUGAGGUGGCCUGUUUGGCAGACUGUGUGGUUGGCUCCUGGUCCUCCUGGUCCUCCUGCUCACACAGCUGUGCCACAAAGACUGCAGAGGGCAGACAGAGCCGCAUCCGCAGUGUGUUGGCCAUCCCAGGGAAAGAGGGGAAAUCCUGCCCAGCAGCUCCAGCCCUGGAGGAGUGGAGAGCUUGCAAUGAUCAUUCCUGCAUGGUAUUUUACUGGGAGGCCUCGCCAUGGGGUCCCUGUAUUGAGGAUAACUCUCUGGAUGUGAAUGGAACUGACUUCAUGAAUGGGACUUCUACGUGUGCUGUCGGGGUCCAGAUCCGCAAAGUUACCUGCAUGAAGAUGAAUGCUGGUGCUGUCAUAAAUAAAAGGUGCUCAGAUUCUUCUCGUCCAGAAACCGUCCAACCCUGUUUGCUUCCCUGCAAGAAAGACUGCAUUGUGACACCCUUCAGUGAAUGGACUGCCUGCCCGUCAACCUGCCUUCCAGAAAAUGCAACUGCCGCCACGCAGUCUCGCUACAGGACGAUCAUUCAGAGGUCUGCUAAUGGAGGUCAAGAGUGUCCUGACACGCUGUAUGAGGAGAGAGAGUGUGAAUCACUCCGAGAAUGUCCAGUGUAUAGGUGGAGGACACACAAGUGGCACAGCUGCACUCUGGUUCCCGAUUCUGUUCGACGAGGAUUAUCUGGACCAGCAGAAGCCUGUGGAAAUGGCUUAGAAACAAGAGGAGUCAGUUGCAUUGGGGAGAACGGAGAGUCAGCCAAUAUGACAGAGUGCCUCCGGUGGGCUGGCCCUUUGCCCCCUCAGAUCAGAGAGUGCCGCGUGGCUUGCAAGGAUGACUGCACUCUAACCGCAUGGUCCAAAUUCUCUGAGUGUGCUGGAUGCGGCAGCUCGCGGAGUCACAAACGCUCCCUCACAGGUCGCAGCAAAAAGAAGGAGCAUUGCCUGAACGAGAAGCUGUAUCCACUGGAGGAGACAGAGACGUGUCCCUGUGAUGAGUUUCUGUCUCAGCCCUAUGGGAACUGGUCUGCCUGCAUCCUCCCUGAUCCUUCAGUCCCAGGGUCCCUGCAGGGUUGGAUGAGCCACCGGGAGGUAAAGGAGUGUGGCCAAGGUCUGCGCUACAGAGCUGUGGCCUGCAUUAACCAGCAGGGACUCCUGGUUAACCCAACGCUCUGUACAGACUCGGGCUACAUUGUGGAGGUUUGCCACAUCCCUUGUCCCCUCGACUGUAAGCUAAGCGACUGGUCAGCCUGGUCGGCCUGCAGCGUAUCCUGUGGUAGCGGGUUGAAGAUCAGGUCCAAGUGGCUCAGGGAGAAAGCUUUCAAUGGGGGACGUCCAUGCCCCAAGCUGGAUUUGAAAAACCAGGUGUACGAGGCUGUGCCAUGCCACCGCGAAUGCAGCCAGUACAAGUGGAGGAUCGAGCCCUGGUCCAUUUGCACCAUCAAUGCUGUGGACGACCUGCCAGCCUGCGGAGAGGGAGUCCAAAGCCGCAAGAUCAGGUGUGUGAAGAAGGAGACAACGAGCGGGGAGGACAGCAGUGUGGAGGAUAGUCUGUGUGAUCAGGAGGAAAUGCCACCCAGAGCCCAGGUCUGCUAUUUUGCCUGCCCCAAUGACUGCGUCAUGGCACCCUGGGGACCCUGGAGCAACUGCCCUCUGCAGUGUGACCAAGGAGCAGCAAGGAACAGAAGCAGACAUAUCCUCCGCCUCCCCGCCUCAGAUAAUGCAGCCUGUCCAGAACUGGUCCAGUCAGAGCCUUGUGUCCUCAACAGUACCUGCUUCACCUACGAGUACAGAGUCUCAGGCUGGAGUACAUGCCAGCUGAGUGGAAAUGCCAUCUGUGGUCAGGGCACACGGCUGCGUCUCCUGGACUGUAUUCGCAGCGAUGGCAAGAUUAUGGAGGUGCACAAGUGUGAGAAGUUUGAUUUAAUCAACAAGUGGAGGCAGUCAGAGAGUUGCACGGUUGACUGUCCUGUCAGCUGUAUGCUCUCCGACUGGUCGCCAUGGGCAGAAUGCUCACACACCUGUGGGAGCCAAGGUCAAUCUGAGCGCAGCCGGAGAAUCCUGCAGGAGGCUCAUGAGGAGGGUCGUCCCUGUCCCAGCCAGCUCACCCAGACUAAACCGUGUCCCAUAAGGCCUUGCUAUAUGUGGGUGCUGAGCGACUGGUCUGCAUGCACUGUAGAGGGUGCAGAGUGUGGUGAAGGGUUUCGGAGUAGGAAGCUGUCAUGUGUCGUCCACUGGGGUCACUGGCAUGGGUCUCCUCCUCAGCCGGUGGAGGAGGAGCUUUGUGGAGACAUACACAGACAGAAUAUCCAACAGGAGAUGGAGCAGCCCUGCUUCGUCCCCUGUCCAGGAGACUGUCAUUUGACUGAGUGGUCAUCUUGGAGCUCUUGCCAGCUGACCUGCCUGGAGGGGCGGAGCUUUGAGACCACUGGUCGCCAAGCACGCUCCAGAGCUGUGAUCAUUCAGGUCAUGGAGAAUCAGGGCAGCUGCCCACAUCAAGUCUUUGAGACACAGCCUUGUAAAGGAGGAAAAUGCCAGAGUUACCAGUGGAGGACAGGAGGAUGGAGCAACAACGAGAGAGCAGUGUGGUGUCAGCGCUCAGAUGGUGUCAAUGUCACAGGAGGGUGUUUUGCACAAAAAAGGCCUACAACACUCAGGCACUGCCAUCCGCCGUGCACAAAACCGUUCUCACACUGCACACCGAGUGGAGUGUGUGGGUGUGAGAAGGGUUACACUGAAGUGAUGACCACGCACGGCUUCUUGGACUACUGUACCAGAACCCCGGGGGUGGACAACAACAAGAAGGCUGAUGUGAAAACUAACUCUGGAAGAUUAAAACCCGGGCCGUCUCAGGCCAAAGAUCUCUUCAAUGAGUGGACCUUACGACCUGUUGGCCCAGAUGGAAGAGUAAAGCUGUGGGUUUACGCCGUGACUGCCGUCGGAUUCAUCUUAAUACUCUUCAUUAUUGCAUUAUCAUUCCUGGUCUGUAAGCCGUCCAAAACCACUAAGGCGUCUCCUCCACCGCAGAAGCCCUUGACCUUGGCCUAUGAUGGUGACAUGGAUAUGUAACCAGGCUGCUAUACCUCACAAGGACACGCUUGGCCUCGGACCGACCCCUGACUGCGCUCAGAUUGUUAGCGAGCACAUCCGUCACAUACCACUGACUGCUGACCUGUUUGAGUGGGUGCUGGAUGUUGCAAAAAAAUUGAACAAACAGACGAAUAGCAUGUGCUCUGCUGCUGAAGGGUAAUGUAGCCUAGAACUUUGGCUAUAGCCAACUCUCCUCCUGAUAGAAGAGGAACCAAAGCUGAUCAAACGAGACACGGACCUCUAGUUUCUUUUUUUUUUUUUAACUGCUUGCAACAUGAACACACAGUUGAAGCACUGUUUGCAAUCUACAGAACAAGAAGACUCCCAAACAGUGAAGACAGUGAUUCCACAAGUGUUGAUUUUGUUUGGAGGUUGUUUUUUUUUAUGCGUCAAGAAUCGACGGGACCACCUGGCUUUCUGUCUCAUAAUUGUGUCGCGAAGGACACAGAGUAUCGAUCAUGAUAUUCAAAGGGCCUGCGAUGGAACACUUUGUCUCAUCAGCGCUGGAUCUUUGCGAAAGGAAAUGUCACAAGCCUUUUGGGUAAACUAAACAGCCUUUUUUUGAAUUUCUGAGAAUAAACAAGAUGGUCUAUGCACUACGUUAGUGCUGAUUCAGUUUUGAUGUUCCUUUCAAAUGACUUUUCUAGUGUUAUAAUUGUAAUGCAAGUUUUUGCUGUCAGACUGUGUUUUGUUGAUGAUGCCAUAUGUUGUGUAUAUGUGGAAACCAAAAGCAAGCUUGCCUUGAGUUUUACAAUACAACGAUGCAGUAAUGUCUCCUCCCUAACGCUCAUAAGACACUCGGCCACUGAGGACAAACUGAAGUGAUAACCUCACAAAAAUGUAAUUUCCACCGAAAAAAAAUGGCAGACUAUUUUGGUGACGAGCGCAGUCCAGAAUGACAGAAAACAACAUACACAGACCUUUAAUGCAAAUCAAAUUAAAUACCAGCAUGAUAAUGAUCAUACCUCAUACACACACUGUCAAUAAAUGCAAAACAAUAAAAAGCACUGAUCACCAAAACACAUAGGAGGAUAGAAAGGAAAAAUUAUCCACUGGAUCACACACAGUGUCUUUAAUAGAGCAAAAAAAAAAAAUGCUUUAUGCUUUUGUCACAAGGAUGUCAUUCUCCAUUCAUGCUGUUUUACCACAAGUUAUUUCUUACUUGAAAUUAAAUACAAGGUCAGCUGGCACAGAGCAAAGCAGACUAGUUCUGACAGUAUUGUGUUCUUUUCUUGCUGUUUUUUCAUGAUUUCACCAUGAAUACAGGGCUCAAAACAUGAAAGACUGCAAAUACCAAAUAUUUGUGAGCAUGUAUUCAUUAUUUGGGCUUCUUCCUAUCUGAAUUCCUCUGUAUUUGUUUCUUUUAUUCAGCCCUAAGGGUUUUUUACCAUCAUAUUUUCACUUAGAGUGCAAGGCACCCACCGUUUUUUAUUACCAGAGCAUUAAUCCAAAGCAUCGCUGUAGAUUUUUCACUUUUGAUUUACCUUUCUUGGCAUCAUUCAGACAUGGAUCCUUUAGUGCAUUAUUCAUACAACCCAGUGGAGAAUUAGGUUCCUAAUAUUUGGUGAUGUGGGCGCUGACCCAAGUUUGUGCUGUUUCUCGUUCUGCCUCCACAAACGAAGAUUUGGUCUUGAGCUAUCUGACCUCCUUCUGAAUGUAUUUUACCAGUAACUCUAUAAUCCUUACAGCUGUGCAAAUACGGUUGUUACAUGUUGCAAUGACUGUAGUUCAACGGCUGACUGUAUGUAGGCAUGCUUGAUCCAUUUUGGCAGAAAGUGCUCCAAGUGGCCUUGCAAAGAUUCUGUUCAACAAGUUGCCAAACGUUUUAGAGUAGUUUUUUUUAGGCAGUAUUUCUAAUAUUUGGCCAACCAAGGGACAUAGGGUUAAUGUUAAAGCCCGAUUAUAAAAUAACUUUUCCUUUUUCGAUAACUCAAAAUUUCAGAAGUUCUGGUCACAUUUGUGAACCAAUUACAGCCAAACUUUGACCAGACAAGAGAACUCUGGUAUGGGUUUUGUCCCAGAAAUCUAAAAUAUGUUCACCCAUUGUUUACAGUACCAUGCUAUUUGUGUUACUAUUGUGUGUACAUGGAGAACUGGACAAAAAUGCAAAUAAAUUGUGGAACCAUGUGAAAACAAA
Molecule: messenger RNA, 7718 nt
Organism: Acanthochromis polyacanthus (spiny chromis)
Lineage: Eukaryota; Metazoa; Chordata; Actinopteri; Pomacentridae
Gene: thsd7ba
Product: thrombospondin, type I, domain containing 7Ba
Exons: 29
Coding region: 638-5560 (1640 amino acids)
Biological process (GO): actin cytoskeleton organization
Cellular component (GO): plasma membrane
Source: RefSeq, a predicted model, not a curated record